Molecule: messenger RNA, 744 nt
Organism: Laccaria bicolor S238N-H82
Lineage: Eukaryota; Fungi; Basidiomycota; Agaricomycetes; Agaricales; Hydnangiaceae
Exons: 9
Coding region: 1-744 (247 amino acids)
Source: RefSeq, a predicted model, not a curated record
AUGACCAUCUACCUCAUGACGCGUUGUGCUUCAUCUCAUUUCUGGGACAAUACCAAUAUCCGAUCCAGUAGCAUGACUUCUAUCGCCCGCCCACGACCUUCCGGUCUACGGGCAAUCUUCGAAUACGUAUUCCAUAAGGCUUCAACUUUGUUGGGCCCAGUCGCUCACUUCUGCCGCACCUCUUUCUCAUGGAAACCCAUGAAUUGGCAUAAGAGCGGUAAAGUGUUCUUUGCUAUUCCGUUAUCCGUUCUCCCGCUCAUUAUCCUGACACCUAAUAUCAGGUCCUUUGAGAAAAUGCAAUCCGUGCACUGCGUUUUUACUCAUGAUUGGACGGGAAGUUUGUAUCUCGCAUCCAAUGAUCCAAAGGACGAAGGUGUAGCAGGCGCAGCGGAUGGUCAUAGACGAGCUCGUACUAUCAAUGAGUUCACCCCGAUCCCAUCUUCUGCUGGCUACAAGCUUGAGGACGCCAGAAUCGUUGAAUUUAUCUUAACGACUCGCGCAUAUAACGACUUUCGAGGUGGUGAUGCAUUGACUCAGGAUCAUGAGGCGCAUAGGGUACCUACCUCUACCCACCCCACCCUCUGCUUCAUGACACGAACGCACUUUUGGUCAAGCACGCUGUACGGCUGUCAACCUAGUUCUUCACCUGAAUCCCGCAUUCCUCUUGACAACCACCCCACAACCGUCACAUUUGCGUAUGAAAUGCCUCAAGACAAGUACAUAGUGCCUCGUAAAUUGUUGUGA